CUGCAUAAGUGAUCCGGUGUCAGAGGAGCACGGGACUGUAGAGAGGGACCAUGGCUUCCCUCAGCCCUUUCGGACGGUCCAGCAAGGACAUUAUGAAUGUGAUGCAGAGGCUGCAAGAUGAACAGGAGGCGGUGCAGAAAAGAACUUUCACAAAGUGGAUUAAUUCACACUUGGCCAAGCACAAACCUCCUUUUGAAGUCAACGACCUCUUUGAGGACAUCAAGGAUGGGGUGAAACUGCUGGCUCUGUUAGAGGUGCUGUCUGGACAGAGAUUACCAUGCGAACAGGGCCGCCAACUCAAAAGGAUCCACUGGGUGUCCAACAUCGGCACAGCUCUUAAGUUCCUGGAGGGAAGGAAGUCUGUGUACCGAGGUUCUCCGAUCAAACUAGUCAAUAUCAAUGCCACUGACAUUGCUGAUGGACGCCCGUCCAUCGUAUUGGGGCUGAUAUGGACCAUUAUCCUCUAUUUCCAGAUUGAGGAGUUGACCAGUAAUCUUGCAGCCCUUCAGGCUUUAUCCAGCAGUGCGUCUUCAGUGGACAGCAUGGCCAGCUCGGAAACAGGAAGCCCACCUAUGAAACGCAAAGGGAUGACAAAGUUUCAGGGCAAUGCCAAAAAAGCCAUGCUCAGAUGGGUCCAAAGCACAGCAACCAAGCGUCUUGGGAUUGAAGUUAAAGACUUUGGUCCUAGUUGGCGCAGCGGUUUGGCCUUCCAUUCUGUUAUUCAUGCCAUUCGGCCAGAACUUGUGGACAUGGACAUAGUGAGAAAAAGAAGUAAUCGCGAGAACCUUGAGGAGGCUUUCAGCGUGGCAGAGAACGAACUGGGAAUACCACGUUUACUAGAUCCUGAAGAUGUGGAUGUGGACAAGCCUGAUGAGAAGUCCAUAAUGACAUACGUAGCUCAGUUCCUGAAGCACUAUCCAGAUCCCCACCAGUCUGAGACAGAUGGACAGCAAGAGGAGGUACGCUCUACUGAGGAGGUAGAAGGGGUGAAUACGUUUCUGAGCGAUGCCACAGCGCAGUGGAAGAACCUGUCAGUGGAGGUGAGGAGCGUCCGCAGCAUGCUGGAGGAAGUGAUCUGCAACUGGGAGAAAUACAGCAGCACAGUGGCCAGCCUGCAGGCCUGGCUGGAGGACGCUGAGAAGAUGCUCAACCAGUCAGAGAGCGACAAACGGGAGUUUUUCCGGAAUCUUCCACACUGGAUUCAGCAGCACAUGGACAUGAAUGACGCUGGAAACUUCCUGAUUGAGACGUGCGACGAGACCGUGUCUCGAGAACUGAAACAGCAGUUGCUUCUUCUCAACGGCAGAUGGAGAGAGCUGUUUGUCAAAGUCAAACAUUAUGCAAGAGCAGAUGAAGUGGACAAACUGAGAAAAGAUUAUGACGAUGGGAUCGAAGCUUUAAAGGCAUUUAUUGACACGGCCAACGAGAGGAUGAACACUCCAGUUCAAGUUUCAUUUCUGAACAUACGGACAUAUCUACAAGACGUUGAGGACAUCAAGCACAAAGUGCCAUCCAUGGAGGCGGCGUGCAAGACGGCCACACGUAAUGCGCAGCAGCUGACCAAAGACCUCACUGAGGAGGAGAUCGCACAGAUGCUGGCUACCAUGGCAGCCAUCAAGGAUGAGCUCAGCAAGAUAAGAGAAAGAGCUCUGCCCCUGCUGAGGGACUCCCAGGCCAUGCUGCCUCCUUUAGAGGAGUUCAAGCUGUUUAUUCAGGAGUCCAAAUAUUUUAGGGAGCUGGUGACCUAUCAGCAGAGCUGUAAAAAGUGUCUGUCAGUGAUUGAUAAAAACCAUCAGAUCAUUCUGAAAUCACUGGACACCAGCAAGAACCUAAAACACCUGGACACGUCACUGCUAGAGAGGAGAAUCUCAGAGCUUCAGGCCUCUUCACAGGGCAUGGUAAAAGAAACCACAGAAUGGAAGAGGCAUGUGGAGGCGAACAGCAGCCUGAUGAAGAGAUUUGAGGAGUCUCGUGUGGAGCUGGAGAAGGUUCUGAAAAUAGCUUGCAGCUCCAUGACUGAGAGAGGAAACCCAGAGGACCUUCUGAAAAAGCACACUGAGUUCUUUGGGCAGCUGGAUCAGAGAGUUCUCAAUGCUUUUCUGAAAGCCUGUGAUGAACUCACAGAUAUACUACCAGAGCAAGAACAGCAGAAUCUGCAGGAAACAGUCAAGAAACUGCACAAACAGUGGAAGGAUGUCCAAACAGAGGUUCCUUCUCACCUGCUGCAUCUGAAGGUGGAGCUGGAGAAGAGUCGUCUGAUGGCAUCAGUGCAGGAGUGUCAGGCUGAAGUGGCCCGUGAGAACCGCAGUAUGCCCAGCAUGGGCAGCGAGAGGUUAAUCAAAGAGCACCGGAUGUUUUUUAAGGAAAAGGGUCCAGAGGCUCUUUGUGAGAAGCGCUUACAGCAUAUGGAGGAGCUGUGCUCGAAGCUUCCGGAGAGCGAACAAGCCCGGCAAACUUUAGAGAACGCCAGGACAGCGUUUGCAGAGGUCAAAGAGGAUAUUGACAGCACACAUCAGAAACUAAUGCAGCACCCGGACAAAUGGAAGGAGUUUAAUACCAGGUUCUCUGAACUCUCCGCCUGGGUUACAUCGAAGGAAAGUCAACUCAGACUUCUGCGAAACAGAGCUGGAGACCCCAGCAAGUUUGGACAGGUCAAAUCCACUAUAGAGAGUCUGAGAAACGAUGCUGAACUGCAGGAGGGGAACGUGAGCUGGUUGAAGACACGUUUGGCUGCUCUGAUAGAGGUUUGCACAGAGAGUGAUGCUCAGAGACAGGGAGCUGCUCUCAGCAAACUCUCCAGUGACUUUAAGGGUCUCCUCACAUCCCUUUCUGAGUCAGAGAAGGUCGUGCUGGCGGUGAGCGACUGUGUGCAGUUCAGAGAGGAGGUGAAAACUACACUGGAGGAGUUGACACAGGGUCAGCAGGAGCUGCAGUCAGUGACCAGCAAGAUUCUGAACUCUGAGUCCGUCAGAGAAGCCCAACAACUGCUGCUGCUUCAUCAGCAACAACUCAAGCGUCUCCGGCUCAAGAGGAAGGAAAUGCAAGAGCAGAUAAACCGUGGGAAGCAGCUGCAGGUAGAGGAGGGUCUGGAGGAGAGCUUACAGGAAGACCUGCAGAAACUAGAGGCUACCUUGAGUGAAAUGGAUCAAAGCACAGAGUCACAGGAAAAGAACCUGGAGGUGACUUUAGCUGCUUGGCAGGAGUUUGAGGGUCAGCAGGCAGCAGUGAGGGAGUUUGUGGGUAAAGUGCGAUCGGUCACAGAGAGAGAGAUGAACUUCAGCAGUCCAGACAGUCUCAGCACAGAGCUGGAGCAGGCCAAGGAGCUCCUGAAACAGUGUGAAACAGAGGCCAGACAGGUGAACACUCUUCUCAAGAGGGCCACAGAGAUCCAGUUGGGCCCCAAAAAUCACUCUCUCCUCCGGGAUCAAGCACGUGCUCUGAGUGAACAAGUGGACAAAGUUGAGACUGGACUCAAGCGAGAUGUGAAGACUUUGGAGGGGAUGAAAGAUCAGUGGGAUACUUUCGGGAGUGAGUUUGAAGCAUUUUCCACAUGGAUAACGGAGAGGGAAAGAGAAAUGGAUGCCUUGAAAACCUCCAGCACACCUUUGGACCAGCAGAUCUGUACCGUAAAGACAAUCAGAGAAGGUCUGCAGGAGAGGUCACAGGUCCUGUCCAACUUGGAGGAGAAAUCUCAAGCGCUGGUCCAGUUUGUGUCGUCUGGCGAAUCUGCACGAAUCAAAGCCCGUCUCACACAGAUUGGCAGAUACUGGGAGGAGCUUAAGGAGAGUGUGGAACAUCUGAAUGGACAGUUGGAAGAAAGCUCCUCCCACCAGACGAAGUUCAAUGCCAACCUUCAACAGGUACAAUCAGAGGUUGAAGAUAUCCAGAAGAAACUUGACAGCCCUGUCACCUCCUGCGUGUCUUCAUCCGAGACCUACAAAACUCUACAGAGUCACAUGGAUAUGUUCCAGUCCCUGGAAAAGCUGAAGGCCACCCUGCUGUCCCUGUCUGCUGGCGCCCGCAGGCUCAGUGAUAGAGAGAAGGCCGAGAGAGCCGUAGCGGCCCUGCAGCAAAGUUACGAGCAGGGUUUAAAACAGGCCAAGGAAAAACAGAACCAAAUGGAGAGCCUUCUGUCACACUGGCAAAAGUAUGAAAAGGAUUGGUCUGCCCUGCAGUCAUGCCUGGAGAGAUGUGAAUCCAUAUCCAGCCCUGACUCUCAGUUCCUCCCGGUUGACAAACUAAAGCUGGAUGGAGAACUGCUGGAACUGAAACACCUACAGAGUGAACUUCAGUCUCUGGAGUCAGUUUACAACAGGCUGGUGGCCCAAACACCAACUCUUUACACCACUGCAUCAGAUGAACGUGUGAAAACACUCAAAGAAGACCAUGAACAGCUUGAGAAAAGAUGGAAGUGUCAGACCACAGCUAUACCUCAAAGAAUCCAAGUGCUUCAGGAGCACCUUUCUCAGGUGGAGCAGUUUGAUCAAGCCCUGCAGAACUUCUUCAAAUGGGGAGAGUCUUUCCUCUCAACUCUACAUUCGUUUUCUCACGUUGAUAUCACUGAUCUUCAACCUUCCACCAGUGAUAUCAAGGAGAGGAGAGAUGAUCUGCUGAAGCAAAGUGUUCUAAGACAGAGUCUUCAGCAGCAAACUAAGACCUUGUGUGAUGUUUGUGAGCAAGCUGAGGUUCAACAGCUUCAGGGAAAGUGGGAGAGCUCCUUGCAGCCAUACAUGGAGGCACAUCAGCUGGUUGAACUACGAGGCGAGAGUCUGGAGAAGCUAGAGGCCUUCUUACACACCCAUAGUGUGGCGGCCGGCGUCCUUCAGGGCCUCAGACAGACCGUGGAGAGCGCUGGGAGUUGGGAUAAAAGCCGGGUGGACGAGCUGCAGAAAGACCUCAAAGCUAUCGUUCCUGAUAUUAGUCGCCUUGAAACGCUCGCUGUGAAUCUGGACGGCAGCCUCUGUAAGGCUCAUCUCCACUUGAUGAAUGGAAAGGACACUCGAUCCUCGUGCCGCUCAUUGGCCGACUCCUUGAGCGUGGAGCUGGAUGCUGUGAGGAACCUACUGGGCUCCAAACAAAGCGAAGCUGAGGCUCUCGGUGCUCUUUGGAGCUCGUUCAGACAGCGUAAAGAGCAGCUGCUCAAAACGGUAGAGGAUAUUGAGGAGAAGGCAGAUAAACAGGGCCUGAAAGAGCCCAACGUGCUUACUCUACAGCAGAGGCUUCGGUUCUUCAAUCAGCUGGAAGAUGAGCUGCAGUCACACCAGCACGAGGAGCAGUGGCUCAGGGACAAAGGUCAACAGUUGGCUCAGAGAGACGCUGAGCUGGGUGGUGAAGUACUAAGGGAAAUUAACCUCCUUCAGACCACCUGGGAAGACACCAAGAAACUCAUUACUGAAAGGCAAGAGCAGAGCAGCGCUUUGGUAGAGCUCAUGAAGGACUACCAGAGCUUAAAGUCUUCAAUAAACACAAUAUUGGAGAGUGCUGAUGCUAUAGCCGACAUUAAAGCUGUCCUAAAAGACCAAGAGGACACGCGAAGAUCCCUGUUGAAGCAUGAAGCUGUUAAAGCAGAGCUGGCCAGUAACCAGAAUGUACUAGAGCGAUUUUCAAGUAAAGGAAAGAAGCUUUUAAGUGAAUUAAACAAGAUCCCUGAUUGCGAUACCCAGAUUGUGAAGACAGAAAUAGAUGCCACAGUGGACCAAUGGCUAGAUAAACUAAGAGCCGUUGUUCUGGACGAGCUGCAGAAAGACCUCGAAGCUGUUGUUCCUGAUAUCAGUCGCCUUGAAACGCUCGCUGUGAAUCUGGAUAGCAGCCUCUGUAAGGCUCAUCUCCACUUGAUGAAUGGAAAGGACACUCGAUCCUCGUGCCGCUCAUUGGCCGACUCCUUGAGCGUGGAGCUGGAUGCUGUGAGGAACCUACUGGGCUCCAAACAAAGCGAAGCUGAGGCUCUCGGUGCUCUUUGGAGCUCGUUCAGACAGCGUAAAGAGCAGCUGCUCAAAACGGUAGAGGAUAUUGAGGAGAAGGCAGAUAAACAGGGCCUGAAAGAGCCCAGUGUGCUUACUCUACAGCAGAGGCUUCGGCUCUUUAAUCAACUGGAAGAUGAGCUCCAGUCCCACCAGCAUGAGGAGCAGUGGCUCAGGGACAAAGGUCAACAGUUGGCUCAGAGAGACGCUGAGCUGGGUGGUGAAGUACUAAGGGAAAUUAACCUCCUUCAGACCACCUGGGAAGACACCAAGAAACUCAUUACUGAAAGGCAAGAGCAGAGCAGCGCUUUGGUAGAGCUCAUGAAGGACUACCAGAGCUUAAAGUCUUCAAUAAACACAAUAUUGGAGAGUGCUGAUGCUAUAGCCGACAUUAAAGCUGUCCUAAAAGACCAAGAGGACACGCGAAGAUCCCUGUUGAAGCAUGAAGCUGUUAAAGCAGAGCUGGCCAGUAACCAGAAUGUACUAGAGCGAUUUUCAAGUAAAGGAAAGAAGCUUUUAAGUGAAUUAAACAAGAUCCCUGAUUGCGACACCCAGAAGACAGAAAUAGAUGCCACAGUGGACCAGUGGCUAGAUGUUUCAGAAAAAAUCGAGGACAAUCUCGAAAGUCUCAAGAGGAGCUCUGCUCUGUGGGUGGAAAUCUACGAUAUCAGUGGAGAAAUCGAAAGCUGGUCCAACAGCUCGGUUAUGGAUCUGACAGAUGGACUCAAUAACUUCAAUGAUAGCCAGAAAACCGCAAACAAACUCUCUGAAGUCAAGGUGGAUGUUGGCCUGAAAGAAAAGAAGAUUGAUGCUUUACAAGAGAAAGUUUCAGAGCUGAAACAACUCUGCGGUGGCCAAGAUGCUCCUGCUAAACUGCAGGUCAUGGAGACGGACCUCAGAAGGAAAAUUAGUAGCAUUGAAGAGUUAUGUGACCAAGCCAAGAGCAACCUCCAAGAUUUCUGCUCUCAGAAGAAGCAGCUGGAAGGUUUUCUCAGCCAGAUGUCCGAGUGGUUGAAGAACGUUGAGAGAUCUUUGGUGGAUUCACCAUGUGGAACAGCUCCUGAAGAAAUCUGCAGAGUGAAGGAAAUCCAAAAGGAGCUUCAGAACCAGCAGACGGGCAUUGACUCAGCCCGGGAAAGCCUGAACACGCUUUGCAGAAAAUACCCAUCCGAGGAACUUGCCGGUCUAGGUUCCUCUCUGACCGACCUCAUCAAGAAAUAUGAAACGGUCAAUCAGCUCUGUGUUAAGAAGCUUGGCUCCAUGCAGCAUGGCCUCCAGCAGCACUUCAAUGAUCUUGUGAAGGAGUUUCAUACAUGGCUCUCUGGACAGAAAGACAUUGUAAGAGAAUGUGCCGAUCAUUCUGGUGACAUGAGCGUGGUGGGACGCAAACUGCAGAAAUUGAAGGGAGCUCUGGAGCGGGUGGAUGAUGGAGACAGCCGUCUAACGCUGGUGUGUACAGAGGGUGAGAAGCUUCUUCUGCACCUCCCCAAAGCCAGCGCUGGCCAAGUCCAGCAGAACCUCUCCUCCAUCCAGCAGGACUGGGACAGUUACGUGGAGCAGUGUAAACAGAACCAGCAGAACCUGGAAGAGAGCGCCAGUCUGCUCAGCGGCUUUGAGACCCGUCUGCAGAGGUUGACCCGGUGGCUGGAACGCAUGGAUGUGAGGAUGAGCACCGAGCUGCCUGAGGGGAGACACGGCGAUCAGGAGAGAGUGACGCUGGAGCGCGUGGAAGAAUUCCAACAUGAAGUGCUUAAAGAGAGGGACUCGUUUGAGAGUCUGUGCCAAGAAGCUCAGUCUCUGAGUGAGGGGGGUCAUGGCAGUGGGGCGGAGCUUCGAGUGUCUGCGCAGCUGCAGCUGCAGCAUCAGGCGCUUCUCAAGGCGGCGAGGGAGAGACUGCGCAUAUGUCAGCUCAGCCUGCAGGAGCAGCAGAACUUUGAGGAGACGCUGCAGAGCACCUGGGGAUGGCUCAGUGGUGUACAGGAGCGCCUCAAUUCACUCAACAGCACCAGCGGCAAUAAAGAGACUCUGGAGAAGAGACUGGGGCUGGUUCAGGACAUCUUGCUGAUGAAGGGUGAAGGGGAGGUGAAGCUCAACAUGACCGUAGGGAAGGGAGAACAGGUGCUGAAGAACUGCAGUAGGGAUAAACAAGAAAUGAUCCGCUCUCAGCUCAAGAGUCUGAAGGAUUCCUGGGCCAAUAUCCUCAUGACCGCUAUGAGCUGCCACAGUCGUCUGGAGUGGACCGUGGCUCAGUGGGGCAGUUUCCUGGAGAGUAAAGCUCAGCUGCAGCAGUGGAUGGAGAUGGUGGAGCAGGAGGCAGGGGUGGCUCUGCCGCAGCAGCCCGGGCUGAAAGAGAAAGCUUCGCUACUGGAGCGCCUGCGGGCCAUUCAGGCCGAUGUGGAGGUCCAUUUGUCAGCACUGACACAUCUGAAUGAGAAAGCUACAGAGCUGUAUGAGAAGACAGGAGACCAGGCAUUCGCAGAGGGACCGAAAUCUGAGUUCAACACCCAGUUUACCAACAUCACAGCUGUCAUUAAGAAUAAGGUGCAACAGAUGGAGGAGAUUGUCAAAGAGCAUGAGCAGUAUAUGGUGUCGGUGCGUGACCUGAACGACUGGCUCACAUCAGCUAAAGAAGAGCUUCAGCGCUGGUCAGACAUGUCUGGAGAUGCUGCUUCUGUUCAGAGGAAACUCUCUAAAGUCAGGGGGCUGUUAGACUCCAGGAAACAAGGCCAUGAGCGCUUGACCCGUGUGCAGAGCUACGGUGCCGCCACACGCGACCACACGUCCACGGUGGGCUGUGAGGUUCUGGAGAGAGAGGAGGCCGGGCUGCUCUCGGCCUGGGAACAGUGGGAGCGCAGUGCUAAACACAUGUGCUCUGGUCUGGAGGGCGUUCUGUCUCAGAUGGCCAGCUCGGAGCAGGAGUACAACAGCUUAGCUGCGCAGCUGGAGCAGGACCUGCAGGAGUUCAGCAGCAAGCUGCAGGAGUGGCGCAUCAAACUGGAGCAGGUAGAAGAAAUGAGCUCCAGUGAAGAGGCUGUGCAGGGAUGGCAGACAGCAAAGGACGCCUUGGAAGCACUGCUAAACAUUGAGCCCAUGUCGGACAAUUUGAAGUGUCAGCUGAAUGACUUGUGCCGGUUCUCCAGAGAUCUGGGUGCUCAGUCUGAGAGAGUAUCUGCCCUCAUUAAAGAAUACAACAGCCUCAGUCUCCAGGCGUCUCGAGAGUGUCAGGGAAAGGAGAAGCUCCUGGAGCAGCGCUUCCGUGCCGCUUUUCGAGACUUUCAGCAGUGGCUGGUCAAUGCGAAAAUCAAUACGGCCAAGUGUUUCGAUGUGCCUCAGAACCUGGCUGAAGCAUCAUCCAGCCUGCAGAAAAUUCAGGAGUUUCUGAGUGACCGUGAGCAAGGCCACGGCAAACUGAACACAGUGUCAGCCAGCGGAGAGCUACUGAUGAGCAUCGCUGCCAAAGAAAGAGUGGAGUCAGUCAGAGCCAAAAUCAACUCGGCCAGAGAAGACUGGAAAACACUCAUGAAGAACCUGCACCAGAGAGAAACCGCCUUACAGAAUCUCCAGGCUCAGAUGCGGGACUUUGAAAUGAGCGUGGAGCCGCUCCAGGACUGGCUGAAUGAAACCGAGGAGGCCGUUCAAGAGAGCAGCAGUCGGCUGCAUGACCUCACAGCCAAGAAGCAGGAGCUGCACAGGUUACAGUCUCUGCUAGAGGAAUUAGCCUCUAAGGAGUCUCAGCUGCACAGGUUGAGGGUGAAGGCCCAGCAGCUGUGGGACGGACACACGGCCGGAAAGGGCUUUGUGCACCGUGUCUCGCAGCUCUCAGCUCAGUACCUAGCUUUAAGCAACCUGACCAAGGAAAAAGCCUCUAGAAUCGAGCGCAUCGUGUCCGAGCACCAGCUGUUCUCGCAGGGCCUGAAAGAGCUGCAGAACUGGGUGGCUGAUACCAGUCACAUGCUGCAAACCUACUGCACUCCCACCGCAGACAAGAACGUGCUGGACAGCAGGAUGAUCAAACUCGAGGCUUUGUUGACGGCACGCCAAGAGAAGGAGAUACAGCUGAAAAUGCUGCUGACGAGAGGAGAGUCAGCCCAGAGAAACACCUCCGCUGAGGGUGUACUGCUGGUCCGCCAACAAAUCGAAGACCUCAAAGACUCAUGGGAUGAACUGUUGUCGGCUUCUAUUCAAUGCAAGAGCCAGCUGGAGGGCGCUCUGUCACAGUGGACAAGUUACCAGGAGGACGUGCGUCAGUUUGUGAGCUGGAUGGAGACUGUGGAAGAGACUUUAAACUCUGCAGACAAACAGUGCUCUGAGAUGAGAGACAAAACCGCCAACCUGGGCAAAGCCAAAUUGCUCCUAGAGGAUGUUUUAAGUCACAGCAGCAUCUUGGAUGUCAUAUCCAUGAAGGGAUCCAACAUGGCCGAGCACUAUGUCACCCAGCUAGAGAUUCAGGACUUGCAAGAGCGUUACAAUAUUGUCAAAGAUAAAGCCCAGUGUGCAGUUGCCAAAGCGGAGGAGCUGGCGUCAGCCCAUCAGGAAUACCAGCGCGCCCUGCAUGAGUUUAAAGACUGGCUGGAGCAGCAGCAGGAGAGACUGAGCUGCUACACACAGCUGGAGGGAGACGUCGAGACUCUAGAGGACACGCUACGCAAACUACAGGAGCUUCAGGUGCAUUGCACAGAGGGUCAAGCCCUGCUCAACACACUGCUGGUGACCCGAGAGCAGGUGAUUCCAUGGGGCGUCCCGCAGUUAGAGGACCGAUGUCUGGAGAUGGUCCAGCAGGAGUGGGGCUCGUAUCAGACCCGGCUGGGUGACACCAGAUCUCAACUCAACAGCGCUCUGGCCAAACUCCGGCAGAUAGAACAGAAGUUCCAGCGGUUGGAUAACUGGCUCAAAGAGAUGGAAACUAAAGGACAAUUACGCUCCGGCCGCCGCUCUGACAGAGCAACAAAAGAGGCCCAGCUACAGCUCCUGACGGGUUGGCAUGAGGAGGUGCUGGCUUAUCAGGAGGAGAUAGAGGGUCUCAGUGUCCUGGCCCAACAAGUUUUAGAAGAGACGCCCAUCAGCAGCAGAGUCAGCACUAGAGCUACACAACUCACGUCACGCUAUCAUGCCCUGCUGCUACACUUGCUGGACACCAUUAAGCAACUGAAGGAGGAAGUUUCCUGCAUUGAAGAAUCCCAGAGUGUCUUCGGCACCUUCUCUGAUUGGUUGAGCACAGCACAAAAGAACUUCAGCGGUGUGACCACCACCACCAUUGAUGUGGUUGAUCGUGUUGCCAUGGAGAAGAAGAUGAAAAAACUAGAGGCUCUGCAAGGUGACAUGGAGCUGGGUCACACCUUCCUGAAGACCAUGCGUGAAAAGACGGAUCGUGCCAUGACUUUCCUGGAGGAACCUGAGGCAGAGCAGCUCAAGGAAGAAGUCGACACCCGACUCUCCCAGCUGGAGGUGUUGAUCAGAGCUCUGCGGUCAGAGCUCAGUGCCACAGAGAAAUCCAUACAGCUCUCCAAAGACUUCCUGGACAAAUACAAGACUCAAACACAAUGGCUUACAGAGACCAAAUCACUGCUGGCGACUCCAGUGGAGCCAAAAGCUGAACUUUACCAAAAGAAGGCUCAGCUAGCCAAAUACAAGACAAUCCAGCAGACCAUCCAGUCCCAUGAGUCAGCAGUCAAAUCAGUUAUAGAGAAGGGAGAUGCACUUCUUGAAACAAUCCGUGACCCGUCUAUCAGCGAGAACAUCAGCAAGCUGAAAGCUGACUAUCAAGAAUUAUGCAAUGAUGCCAAGGUCCACGUUCAGAGUUUGACGGAGAGCGUGAGAGAACAUGAAGACUAUAACAGUGAACUCCAAGAAGUAGAGAAAUGGCUGUUACAGAUGUCUAGCAGGCUGGUCACCUCUGAUUCCAUGCUAAGUGGUAAUCUAGAGACAGCCACACAACAACUAGCCAGACACAAGGCAAUAAUGGAGGAGAUAGCUGGUUUUGAGGAGCGUUUGACCAGCCUGAAGGACAAAGGCGAGCAUCUCGCAAGUAGCUGCACACAGCAAGUACAGGCAAAGAUCAGUCAGCAGAUCCAGGCACACCAGCAGGGAACCAGAGACAGUUAUUCGGCUAUUUGCAGCACAGCUCAGCGUGUGUAUCAGAGUCUGGACCGUGAGCUCCAGAAGCACGUCAGCCAUCAGGACACACUGCAGCAGUGUCAGACGUGGCUGUCCACCGUUAAAGAGGAGAUCCAACUGCAAGCGCAGACUCCCUAUGGCCUCCAAGAGGCUCUGAAACAGGUGAAGCACUUUAGGGCUCUACAGGAGCAGGCCAGCACAUAUCUGGACCUGGUUUGUUCAGUGUGUGAUUUAUCUGAUGAGUCUGUGAGAGCCACAGCUGCCAAAAUACAGGAAACCAAAACGAUGAUUGAGGAGAGGAUGACCAUUUCUCAAGAGCUGUCGGAUAGCUGGAGGGAGAUUAAAGAGCAAAAACAGGAACUCUCAACACUUUUCCAAGAUAUGGAACAGCAAUUGCAAAGUCUAUCCAGGAGACCAGCUGAGUUGGAGCCCAAGAUUGCUCAAAACAUGCUUGAUCAAGCCAAAGAAUUUGGCCAGCAGCUUCAAAACAGACAAAGCACUCUGACUACAAUGACAGAGCUUGUAAGUAAGCUGACAGAAGGGCAGGAGUCUCCUGAGCAUACAGAGAUUGGACGACUGAGCCAUGCAUGGUUGGAGCUGUGCCAUCAGGCCAACAAUCUGCAGGCUCAGAGAGAGGAAGAUCUGCAGAGGACUAAAGAGUAUCAUGACUGCAUCAGUGCCAUGGAAGCCCUCUUUGAGCAGGUGUCCAAGGAAUGGGACAACCUGGCCAGAACUGAUGCUGAGAGUUCAUCUGAUCAUUUGGAGGCUCUUCGGAAGCUCUCGGUUGUUCUUAAAGAAAAGAAAAGCACACUUGAGGACCUCAAAGAGCAGAAGCAAAAAGUAAUGUACCACUUAAACCUGGAUGAUAAAGAGUUGGUGAAGGAGCAGAUUGGCCACUUUGAGCAGCGAUGGGCCCAUCUGGAGAGUCUCAUAGAGAGGAAGAUCCAAGACUCCAUUGUGACCCUUGAAGACAUGGGCCAAGUUGAGGCCCGUUUGAGGGAAGCUCGCGAAUGGGCUGAGGAACAGAAGCCUGCCUUAUCCGAAGCCAUGAAGAUGAGUCCUCCUCCUGAACUAGCUCAGAGUUUCCUUUUCGACCAUCUAAGCAUAUGCAGUGAGCUGGAAGCCAAGCAGCUUCUGUUGGCUCAGGCUAUGAGUGAUGCAGAUAGGGUUUUAGCACAUCUGGGGCUUAACGAAAGGCAAAGACUGCAGCAGCUCAUCUCAGAUACUCAAGCAGAGGUACAGUCCUUGAGCGUCAAAGUUGCUCAACGAAGGAAACACCUGAGCAAAGCCUUUACAGAGAGAACCCAGUUCCUUUUGGCUGUGAAUCAAGCUAUCACCUGGGUCCAGCAAAAUGAAAAGAAAGCACAAGCGGAGGAGUACAUAGCCCUUCUUCCUGAUGACCUAUCUAAGCAGUUGAGGACUUGCAGGAAUAUUCAGAGCAGCUUGAGAGCCUACCAGAGUGAGCUGACAUCCCUGUGGUCCCAAGGCAGGGAUCUGAUGAAAGACGCUGCCGAAGAAGAGAAAUCAGAGAUGCUAAACAAACUCCAAGAGCUGCAGAAUAUCUUCGAAGUUUCCCUACAGAAGUGUAGCCAGAGGCUACAGGAGCUGGAGAAAGUGUUGGUGACCAGGAAGUACUUCAAGGCAGAUCUCGAAAAGAUAUGCCAGUGGUUGAAGCAAGCUGAUAUUGUGACCUUCCCAGAGAUAAACCUCAUGAAUGGAGAUGCAGAAUUAAGUUCGCAGCUUACAAAAUACCAAGAAAUAUUGGAUCAAGCCAUGGAAUAUGAGAACCUCCUGCUAACUGUGCAAAGAACAGGUCAAGAAAUACUUCCCACUCUGAAUGAAGUGGACCAUUGCUACUUAGAUGAGAAAUUGAUUGCUCUUCCACAACAGUACAAUAAUAUUUUGGGACUAGCCAAGGAGAAACAAGAGAAAAUACAACAAGCCGUUCUUGCCAGACAGGAAUAUGCCUCCUUUAUUGAUGUGACCCACAAAGCGCUUAAAGAACUUGAGGAACAAUUCCACAACUUGGGGACGCAGUCUGUCGGCCUUAAGACUGAGGAGGUUGUCAGUCUUCAGGCUGAUUAUAAAGGCCUCCUGGAGGAGCUGACCAAUCUUGGACAAGCCGUCAGUGAGCUUAACCAGAAGAAAGAGGGAUUUCGUAGCACCGGUCAACCUUGGAGACCUGAAGAAAUGACCCAACUGGUUAGCCUUUACAACGGUCUCAAAAGAUUGAUUGAGCAGAGGGUAGAACAUCUUGAUGACACUCUGGAAUCUUUCGAGGACCAUCAAGCCAUGGCUAUGCAGGUUGAUUCAGAGCUGAAGGCCACCAAAGAGCAACUGGUGAAAGUCAAUGCAGAGACGCAGUCAGCUGAGGAGAGAUUACAAAACUAUCAUGCUCUGGCCGCUAGUCUUCAUGGUGCCAGCUCUCACCUCACUCGACUCAUGGAGCAGAUGGAUAACCUGGCACCCCACUUGGAUUCCGCCGCACACGAGGCUUCAAAGCAGCGAGGAACCUCUUGGGAAGAGGAGCUUCAGUCCUUACAGUCAGCUGUUGGGGAACUAAUUGUGGAGUGUGAGAACAGGUUUGUGCAGAGUAAAGACUUUGAGACAGAAGUCAAUCGGACCUUAACUUGGCUCCAGCAAAUCAAAGAUGAACUUGGCUCUGAGGUGGUGGUAGACGUCAAGGUUGAGAAGGUCCAGGAGGAAAUCCGAAAGCAACAGAUUAUGCAAGAGGAAGUUCAGUCGAGGCUUAGGAUAGUGGCGGCUCUAAGCACCAGAGAGAAGCAGAAGUACACCAGUGCCAAUGAGCUCGUCCCCCCUCAUGUGGACUCAAGUCUACAAGAAAUGGCCAAGCUGGAGGCUGAUGUUCAACGUGCCCUCAGCUCCAAACAGAUAACGCUAGAGCAAGCUCUCGCCUUGUGCCAGAAGUAUCACUCCAGAAUGCAAACAGCUUGUGAGUGGCUGGAGGACGCUGUGGGCUUCUUGCAGCAGGCCAGCCUUGGGGUGGACGUGGAGAACUACGAGGAGUGUCUGAGGCAACAGGAAGACAUCAUGGCCACUGAACAGGAGUUCCUGGGUGUUCUUGAGGAGCUGGAUUCAUUGUCACCUCAACUUGAAAACCUGGUCAACCCUACAGCCAAGGAUCAGCUUCGACUUAGUGUGGAGUCUGCACAGCAGAGAGGUGUGGAGGUCAGAGACCAGCUUCAGUGCCACCAAGACAUCUUAAACAGCUGUGUUACCCAGUGGAAUUCAUAUCAGGAGGCCAGACAGACAGUCAUUGAGCUGAUGAAUGAGGCAGAGAAGAAGCUAACAGAGUUUUCCACAGCCAAGGCUGCAACAAGCCAGGAAGCUGAAGAGAAACUCCGUAGUCAUAAGUCGUUGGUAUCCAUGGUAAACAGUUUCCAAGAAAAGCUGACUGGUCUGGAAGAGCAAGCCUCCCAGUUAGAGCUGGUUGGAAGUGAUGCCAGUAAAGCCACCAUAAGUCGAUCCAUGACCACGGUGUGGCAGCGCUGGACCAGGUUGCGCAGUGUAGCACGAGGCCAAGAAAGGGUGCUGGAGGAUACAGCCCACGAAUGGAGAACUUUCAGAGAAAAGAUGAUGAAGGUAAGAGCUGUAACAGAAGAACUGAAGGGCCGUGUUCCUGAUUGUACUGCUGAGAAAGCCUCCAAAGCCACACUGCAGUCACAUCUGGACCAGUACGAGCUGGUUGGUCAGGACCUGGAGAGGGAGCUGUCUUCUCUAACCCUCUUACGACAGUACACUCUCAGCCUGCUACAUGGUGUGGAGGUGUCUGUGCCAACGCCUGAUCAUGAACAACUGCCAAGUCUGAAGGAGAUCAAAGCUGUGCAAGAUCAGCUUGAAAGUCUUCUGCAGAAGGCCAGGACAGGAAAGACUCGGGUUCAGCAGGAACUGUCGGACAGGGAAGGUGUGGAGAGAGGGCUGAGCCUUGUCAAGAGCUGGAUACAGGACUCCAGGGAGCUUUUGCUGAACCCCACAUCUGAUCUGGACAUUCUGACACAAGAACUGGAGGUGAUGCAUGGAGAGCUGAUCACUCAUCGCCAGAAUGUGGAUAAGCUCGCAGAACAGCAGCAAAGUAAAUACCUGGACCUAUACACUAUUUUACCAUCUGAGAUCUCAAUGCAACUGGCUGAAGUGUCCCUGGCACUGGGAUCCAUUGAGGACCAGGUUCAAGCCAAGGAGAGAGACAUCCAGAAGACCAGAGUUAUCAAAGAGGAGUUCAACUCCAGAAUUCAUGACGUGUCCGAAAAAUUGAAGGCUAUCUCAACCUCUCUAAAGGAAAAGGCCACUGAUAUUGAUCAGGCCAAAGAUGAGACCAGACGUCUCUGUGAUGAACUUGACGGCUGUGGACGAAAUCUCGCUGAGCUAGAAGCAGCAGUGCAGGACUUUGGUCGCCGUAACCCUCUGAUAGCCAGACAGCUGGCUGAUGCAAUUGCCAAAUUACGAGAGAUCCAUAAUCACACUCUUCGACUGGCUGAAUAUAAUACUAUAUGGCUGAAGAAGGCUGAUGCACAUCUAGAUGAGUACAAUGAGAUGUUUGAGUUCAUAGUGAAGUGGACAGACAGAGCCAGGAGCCUGGUGAAGGCCAACAUCAUCUGGAACUCCUCCUCGCACCUGCAAGAGCAGAUCAGGAUGUAUCAGUCUGUUCUGCGUGAGUCGCGUGAGCUCCAUGGUGACCUGGAGGUCAUGCAUGAGAAGGUGGAAAUACUGUCUGAGACGCUGCAGGUGGAGGCAGUGGGACAGCAGGUGUCAGAACUGAGCCGCCACACUGAGGAGCUGGAGCUGAAAAUUAGAUCACGACUGCAUAGUCUACAAGACGCAGCAAAGGAUAUGGAGAGGUUUGAGAGUGAAGUGAAGGCCCUGCAUGUGUCACUGGAGCAGGUUCAAGCCACUCUCACAUCUCCUGAACUGGCCCGACUGAGUCUGAAAGAACAACUGACUCAAAGACAGCGUUUGCUGGCGGACAUGGAGAGCUUCAAGCAGCAGGUAGAUGCCGUACAGGAGUGUCAGAGUGCUUUAAGAGUCCCUGAGGAAGUGGUGACCAGUCUGUCCAUCUGCCGCACUGCUCUGAAUCUGCAGCAAGAGGCCAGUCAACUCCAGCACACUGCCAUCCAGCAAUGCAACAUCCUGCAGGAGGCAGUGGUGCAAUAUGACCAGUAUGAACAGGAAGUCAGAAACCUGCAGGCCAUGAUUGAAGAUGCUCACCGGGUCAUUCAGGACCAACCUGUGAACACCAGCAACAUCCAAGAGCUGCAAGCACAAAUUAACCAUCAUGAGGAACUGGCCCAGAAAAUCAAGGGCUACCAGGAGCAAAUUGCAUCCCUGAACACCAAGUGUAAGAUGCUGACGUUGAAAGCUAAACACGCCACCACGCUCCUGUCAGUGAGUGAUGCAGAGGGUUUAACCGAGAGUCUGGAGGAACUGGACGGUGAUGCUAUUAAAAGAAAGACCCAAUCACAAGUCUCCAUGUCGGCUGGUCGCUGUCAGUCUUUCCUGUCUCCUGUGACUGAGGAGUCAGGCGAGGAGGGCACCAGCAGUGAGAUCUGCUCUCCUGCUCUCUGUCGAUCUCCCUCUCCUAUCACUAACACAGAAGCAGCCAUUAGCAAGAUGUCCAUGGGAAGGGCCACUCUCACCAGAGCGCCCAUCCAGGAGCUGUACAAUCCCGCGCUGGAGUCUGUAGCGAGCUUAGAUGAUCUUCAGCGCUCGUGGGAGACCCUGAAAAAUGUGAUAAGUGAAAAGCAGAAGACGCUCUACGAGGCUCUGGAGAAGCAGCAGCGCUAUCAGGGCUCUCUACAGACCAUCUCGACUAAGAUGGAGUCCAUCGAGGCCAGAUUAAACGAGCCUCCUAUGCACGAUCUCAGUCCUGACAGACAAAUGGUCCUACACCAGAAUCAGACGGAGGAAAUUGUCAAACUGCAGAAUGAUAUAGAUGAGCUUGAGUCCAGCUUUACAGAAGAGCUGAUCUCUGAUGCGGUGGACUCGGACUCUGCGGAUCAGCUGGCCAUGCAGUCCACACUCACUGUGCUGUCCGAGAGGAUGGCCACCAUCCACAUGAAGGCUUCUGGAAAACGCCAACUUCUUGAGGAGCGACAGAGUGAACGUGUGGAAAAGCAGCAACAGGCUCAGGCUUUGCAGCGCUACCUGAACCAGGCAGACCAGCUGGACCAAUGGCUACAGAGCACUCGUGGUAACAUCACUUCCUGCUCUCAGGACUCAGACGUGGAAGAGCAACUCAUAGACUGUCAGAACAUGCUGCUGGAGAUCGAGGAGAAGGUGCUGGCUCUCUCCGAGCUCUCCAGACACAGCGAGAAUCUUCUGCUGGAGGGCCAGCCGGAGAACAGGGAGGAUGCGGAGCAGCUGGCCAGGAAGUUGAGUACACUGAAAGGCAGCCUGCUAGAGCUGCAGAGGAUGCUGCAGGACAAGCAGAUCAACAUUCAGACGUGGGGUCGUCUAGUUUCGGACUAUCAGACCCUGUACCGAUUGCUAGAGGCUGUGGAGGGCAGUCUGCCGACCGCUGGCCUGGUGGAGGAGAUGGAGGAGAGACUGAAGGAAAGAAUAGAGCUCUAUCAGGCCCUUAAAGCCAGUCUGACGGAGCACCAACACAAGCUGCAUCAGGUGCUGGAGGAAGGGAAGCAUCUUCUGUCAUAUGUGAGCUGCUCCAGCCUAGAGAACCAGCUCACUCUUUUGGGCGAGCACUGGCUCAACAACUCCACCAAGAUCAACAAAGAUCUACAGAUCCUGGAAUCCAUCCUGAAGCAUUCAACCAGGUAUAAGCGUGAGUCUGGUGAACUGAGUCGCUGGCUACAGGAAGCUCUGGAACGCUUGGAGUUCUGGAACACACAGUUCGUUGCUGGUCCUCAGGAACUGGAGACUGUUAAAGACCAGUUAACAGCUUUUCUGGAGUUCAGUAAGGAGGUAGAGAGCCGCUCCAGUCUGAAGGCCUCGGUGCUGAAUGAGGGAAACCAGCUGCUCAGACUCAAAAAGAUGGACACCGCGUCUCUGCGGUCUGAACUCGCCCGUCUGGACUCUCAGUGGUCAGAACUGCUUGCCCGCAUUCCUGUAGUUCAAGAAAAACUCCACCAGUCUCAGAUGGAUAAGCUGGCAUCCCGUCACGCUAUCGCUGAGCUUGUGAACUGGAUGUCAUUGAUGGAGAGAGUCAUAGAAGAGGAUGAGGAGAAUCUCAAAGGGGCUGUUGGGUCAAAGGUCAUCCAGGAGUACCUGCAGCGAUACAAGGGCUUCAGAGUGGAUGUGAACUGCAAACAGCUGACUGUGGACUUUGUGAAUCAGUCAGUGCUCCAUAUCAGUGGUGCGGAUGUGGAGAGCAAACGCAGUGAUAAAACAGAUUUUGCGGAGAAACUGGGCGCCAUGAACUGCCACUGGCAGACACUGCAGACACGUAUCACUGAGAGGGUACAGUAUCUGGAAUGCUUGUUGGAAUCCUGGGUUGAAUAUGAGGGUAAAGUUCAGACUCUUCAGGCAUGGCUGAACGCUCAGGAGGACAGACUCAAGACGAAGCACAGGAUUGAGAACUUAUCCUCUGUGCAGAACGCACUUAAAGACUGCCAGGAGAUGGAGGAGAUGAUGAAGGAGACGGAGAGGGAGCUGGAGAGAGUGGAAGAACAGGCUUGUGCUCUCGUCCAAAAUAAAACCGACGAGGCCUGUGCUGUUGUCAUGGAGUCUCUACAAGUCUUGAACAACACAUGGGCCAAUCUGGACCACCUGAUCGGACAGCUGAAGAUCAGUCUGAAGUCUGUCCAGGACAAGUGGAGUCAAUACAAACAAGCGUCUGAAGAGAUCAACGGCUACCUGACGGAGGGACGCUACUCUGUGUCCCGCUACCGUCUGCUCACAGGAUCUCUGGAGGCUUCACGGCUACAGGUGGAGAGUCUACAGAACCUGCAGGAGGAGCUUGAGAAACAAGAGAGCAGUCUGAGGAAGUUUGGAUCAGUUACACAUCAGCUUCUGGAGGAGUGUCACCCGUCUGUGUCUGACACACUCAAUAACACACUAAAAGACAUUAACGCCAGAUGGAACAGUCUGCAGGAGGAGAUCGUGGAGCGUCUGAAGAGCAGUAAGGCUCUCCUGCAGCUGUGGCAGAGCUAUAAAGAUCUUUAUGGACAGAGCGACUCCAGCAUCCAGACACUAGAGGAGAGAGCAAACCAGAUGCUGAAGACCGCCAGCCACAAAGACAUCACAGAGGAGGACGUGUCCACCUGGAUUCAAGACUGUGCUGAGCUGCUGCGCUCUCAGGCUCCCGUCCAGGCGUCUCUGCAGGUUUUACUGGAGCUGGGAGAGCAGCUCAAACAGCAGGUGGACACAUCAGCUGCGGCCUCCAUCCAGUCUGACCACCUGUCUCUCACCCAGCGCCUCAGUGCUGUAGAGCAGAGCCUGAGCCGACAGCAGGUGGCGCUGCAGGCUGGGGUUCGCGACUAUGAGACGUUUAACGAGCAGUUGGACUCUCUGUCCCGCUGGAUCGUGGAAGCCGAGGAGGUUCUGAAAGCUCAGGAUCCCAACGGUUCCUCUGACCAGUCACUGAUCCAGGACCGCAUGGAGGAACUCAAGAAACAAAUGCUGAAGUUCAGCAGUAUGGCUCCUGAUCUGGAGAGGCUGAAUGAACUGGGUUACAGACUCCCUCUCAACGACUCUGAGAUCAAACGCUUGCAGAACCUCAACAGAAGCUGCUCCACCACCUCAGCUCAGACCACUGAGAGAUUCAGCAAACUUCAGGCCCUGCUACUACAGCAGCAGACCUUUCUGGAGAAGUGCGAGACGUGGAUGGAGUUCCUGGUGCAGACGGAGGAGAAACUGGCCGUGGAGAUUUCCGGAAACUUCCAGAGCCUGAUGGAGCAGCAGAGAGCUCAUGAGCUGUUUCAGGCAGAGAUGUUCAGCAGACAGCAGAUCCUUCACUCUAUCGUCAGUGAUGGACAACGCAUGCUGGAGCAGGGACAGGUGGACGACAGAGAUGAGUUCAAGCUGAAGCUGGCUCUGCUGAGUAACCAGUGGCAGGGGGUGGUGAGACGGGCACAGCAGCGCAGGGGCAUCAUAGACAGUCUCCUGUGGCAGUGGCAGCGCUACAGGGAGAUGGUGGAGAAGCUGAGGAAGUGGUUGGUGGAAGCGUCCCAUCAGGCCGAAACCCUGCAGGCGGGCACACCUGUGCCACUCCAACAGGCACGAGCCAUGCUGGAUGCAGUUCAGCUGAGGGAGAAGGUUCUGCUGAGGCAGCAGGGCAGUUACAUCCUGACGGUGGAGGCAGGGAGACAGCUGCUUCUGUCUGCUGACACACGAGCUGAAGCCGCUCUACAAGAGGAGCUGCUCGACAUACAGGAGCGCUGGAAACACGCCAACAUCCGCCUGGAGGAACAAAAGAAAGAACUGGCCAUCCUGCUCAGGGAUUGGGAGAGAUGUGAAAAAGGUAUCGGAGGAUCUCUAGAGAAACUAAGAGCUUUUAAACGCCAGCUGUCCCAGCCGCUUCCAGAUCGCAAUGAGGAGCUGCAGUCUGAACAAAUGCGCUGCAAGGAUCUGGAGAGCAUGUUUGACGGCUGGAAGGAGGAUUUGACCCAUCUGACGGUGUUGAGAGAGUCUCUGUCCAGUUACAUCAGUCCUGAGGAUCUGCGUGUGCUGCAGGAACGCAUUGAACUCCUGCACCGCCAGUGGGAGGAGAUCGGUCACCAGUUGUGUCUGCGAAGGCAGCAGGCGAGUGAGAAGCUGAAUGAAUGGGCCAUCUUCAAUGAUAAAUAUAAGGAGCUGUGUGAAUGGCUGACGCAAAUGGAAAGCAAAGUAUCCCAGAAUGGAGACAUCAGCAUCGAAGAGAUGAUUGAGAAAUUACGAAAGGACUAUCAGGAGGAAGUGGCGGUGGUUCAGGAGAAUAAACACGAGCUCCAGCAGCUGGGUGAACGUUUAGCUCGGGCCAGUCAUGAGAGCAAAGCCUCUGAAAUUGAACACAAACUCGGUAAAGUCAACGAACGCUGGCAGCAUCUGCUCGACCUCAUUGGGGCCAGGGUGAAGAAGCUGCGGGAGACUUUAGUGGCCGUUCAGCAGUUGGAUAAGAACAUGAAUAGUCUGCGCUCUUGGCUCGGCCACAUCGAGACUGAACUGUCCCGUCCCAUCGUGUACGACACCUGCGACUACCAGGAGAUCCAGAGGAAACUGGAUCUACAGCAGGAGCUGCAGAGAGACAUCGAGAAGCACAGCACAGGUGUGGCGUCUGUGCUGAACCUGUGUGAGGUGUUGCUGCACGACUGUGACGCGUGCGCUACAAACGCCGAGUGUGACUCCAUCCAGCAGGCCACACGCAGCCUGGACCGCCGCUGGAGGAGCAUCUGUGCCAUGUCCAUGGAGAGGAGACUCAGGAUUGAGGAGACGUGGCGUCUCUGGCAGAAGUUUCUGGAUGACUUCUCUCAUUUUGAAGAGUGGCUCAUGUUGUCGGAGAAGACAGCCGCGCUGCCAAACUCUUCAGGUGUCCUUUACACUGUUGCCAAAGAGGAGCUCAAGAAAUUUGAGACGUUCCAGCGGCAGGUGCAUGAAAGUUUGACGCAGCUGGAGCUGAUCAAUAAACAGUAUCAGAGACUGGCACGUGAGAAUCGCACCGACGCCGCCUGUAAUCUGAGAGAAAUGGCCCACAACGCCAACCAGCGCUGGGAGAACCUGCAGAGACGAGUGUCAUCUGUCCUACGCAGGCUAAAGCACUUUAUAUGUCAGCGGGAGGAGUUUGAGACGGCACGCGACUGUAUCCUGGUCUGGCUGACAGAGAUGGACCUGCAGUUAACCAACAUUGAGCAUUUCUCCGAAUGUGACGUCCAGGCCAAAAUCAGACAGCUGAGGGCGUUCCAGCAGGAGAUCACUCUGAACACAGCAAAGAUUGACCACAUAUUCCAGCAGGGUGAAGCUCUUCUGGAAAAGAGUGAGCCGAUAGAUGCUGCUGUGAUGGAGGAAGAGCUUGAAGAACUGCAGCGUUACUGCCAGGAAGUGUUUGGACGUGUGGAGCGCUACUACAAGAAACUUAUACGAUUACCGAUUCACAUUGCUGGAUCGAGCACUCCCAGUCGCCAGCGAUCGCCACGGGGCAAAAGUAGUCUGUCACAGCCCGGAGCCUUUGUGAGCAGUCCACUUCACAGCAGGUCUCGCAACGCCGCUGGAUCCGGUUCCUCCCAUUCUGACGAGGAAGAACCACCAUCCUGGUACAAAACCUUCCUGAAACGUGUCCUCUGGGCCGCACUCCCGCUGCAGAUCUUCCUGCUGCUGGUGCUGGUGGUGGCCUGUCUUGUGCCUACGUCUGAGGACCACUGCAGCUGUGCCCAACUCAACAAUUUCACCCACUCCUUACACCCAAUGCUCAGCUACACCAAGGGGCCUCCGCCUAUGUGAGCUCCACUUUGAAGUCAAGACGGCAGCUCAGCGUCAGGUUUCCCUCUAAAUUGACAACUGCCGUUGAGUUUGGCAGCCAUUAUCGUGUCCUUGUACAGCAAAUACAGCUGCUAAUUUUACAGUAUGUCACUCUGAGUCUCGUGUAGAUGUUAGAACGAAGCCUAUUGCACUGAAAACUGCUGUCAGAUAAGUGUCGUUAGUGCUACUGAUGUUCUUCCAUGUUUGAUGUGAAGGAGGAAACUAGAGCGUAGGAUAUUAACUCACUGUGAGUUAAUCAGGUCUUUUUUAAUCAUGGAAAGAUCAAGUUUAUUGCGAAAAAACUGAAAGGUGUUGGGUUGCUUGUAUCAAAUGAAUAACUUGUAAAAAAGAGAAGAUAAAACAUUUAUGAACUCUAUAUUGCAAUUAUUUUUUUUAUAUGUAUUUUUUGCAUGUGUUCAUCCUUUGGUUUUAAAACAAUCGUUGAUUUUAUUGGAUUAGUCAUUGUUUAUUUUUUCAUUUUUGAUCUUAACUAACCUGCUGUAAUAUUCAAGGUAACUGUGUCAUGAAUAUACUUUACUGAAUGCAAACCACUGAUAUCAAAGAAAAGGAUAUUUAUGUAUGUACAUAAGUACUUACCUAAGAAACCUUCGCAAUGAAAAUACACCUAUGAUAUACACAUAACCUGUUGAUAAGGAUUUUUCAUUACAAUUAAAGACUGAAUG
Molecule: messenger RNA, 24157 nt
Organism: Sinocyclocheilus grahami
Lineage: Eukaryota; Metazoa; Chordata; Actinopteri; Cypriniformes; Cyprinidae
Product: nesprin-1-like
Exons: 127
Coding region: 51-23456 (7801 amino acids)
Cellular component (GO): membrane
Molecular function (GO): protein binding
Source: RefSeq, a predicted model, not a curated record